Molecule: messenger RNA, 1482 nt
Organism: Mycena indigotica
Lineage: Eukaryota; Fungi; Basidiomycota; Agaricomycetes; Agaricales; Mycenaceae
Exons: 1
Coding region: 1-1482 (493 amino acids)
Molecular function (GO): protein binding
Source: RefSeq, a predicted model, not a curated record
AUGUCUGACCGCGAUGCCGCCCAGAUGCUCUCGUUCUUCCGUGCCGCUCGCCGACUCGACCCUCCUUUUGACAGCACUUCCAUUUCUCAACUCAGAGACAAGGCAGAGAAGGUCAAAGAGACGAUCCAACAACUCAAGACCCAGCUACAAAUCCUCGAAGACCAUCUUGAAGCCCUCCAGGAUAGCCUAUCCACUAUCGUCUACCCAAUCAACACUCUUCCUGCCGAAAUACUCUGCCACAUCUUUGCGGAAGCAGUGUCGUCUUCACAUUCCCUCGACGUUAACAGCACGCUGCUACAAAUUACCGCUGUGUGUCCACGCUGGCGGCGGACGGCUAUCGCAGACCCGCACCUCUGGACGCGUGUUUCUUACCUCAUAGACGGCGAGCGGGAUAUUCUCGCUGAGCACUUCUUGCGGCGGACACAAGGACUGCCUGUUGUUUUCUCAAUUCCCGAAGAGGCCAACGAUUACGAGUCAUACGACCUCCCGCGGUGUAUAUUCGACUCUGCUCCCCAAUGGGCGGAAGCAUCCCUGUGCAGCAUCAAGUGGCCCGUCAAUUGGGCGGCUGCCGACUCAGAGUCAGACACGCCAGCGAAUGCACAAUUCGACUUCCCCCUAUUGACCAAGUUCGCAUUUGACGUCUGGCGCCCCAUCGAUACCGGCGAGAGACCCGUAUUAAUGAAUGCUCCCCGUCUCCAAGAGCUGUCCAUCAGCAUUCCCCGCCUGGUCUUGCGGCUUUCAUUCCCUGCCCAUCAACUGCAAAAACUGACGAUCCUUCGUCCAACGACGUGCACCGAAAUCCUGUCUGUAAUUACUCAUCUUGCGGCGCUGGAGGAGCUGUCGCUCUCUUCGCUGUUCGAAGAGGACAUACCAGCCUCUAACUUAUACCUGCCCCGCUUGUCGACGUUGUCGCUGGUGGCCGACGACAGCAGUUCCAUCUUAGACCACCUCCUCUUACCCGCCCUAACAACUCUCUGCCUCUCCGACCUUCACUAUUUUAUUGUCGAGUCCUCUAUCGACCCCGCUAUCGAGCGUUCCGCCGCGACUGUAACCUCACUCUCUCUACUCACACCCGUAAGUUUUGCGGCCUUCCGUUACCUCCUCACCUCCUACACAAUCCACCCGGUCAAACAUCUGACCGUAACCGCAUUCUCCAUGACCAAUGACCAAGGGCGGAAGUGCUCUGCAAUGCUCGCUGAGUCGAACCUCCUCUCCAACCUUGAAUCCUUUACCCUGGUCAUACCUGCCUCCGCGCCCGCCCCAGUUAACAUUCGUCCAUUCCUGGAUGGAAUCGCCAUGCGCGUGGCGGAUAUGUGUUCCGAUGGUGUUCAGCGCAAAAUGAAGCUCGCACGAUUUGUCGUCGAGUUUGCGCCGUAUGGUAUUCUGGAAAAGGACAUCCGCGACUUGCAGCACCUGCAGAGAACCUUUGGCAUCAAAGUUUCGAUGCCGAAUGGCCAUCCGAGGCGGAAAUCAUGGGAGUGA